This is a messenger RNA of Pieris brassicae (large cabbage white), 2648 nucleotides long. It is a transcript of the gene UGT41A1, whose product is annotated as UDP-glycosyltransferase UGT5-like. Gene Ontology annotation, molecular function: UDP-glycosyltransferase activity. Bases 121 to 1632 code for a protein of 503 amino acids. The record is from RefSeq and is a predicted model, not a curated record. The transcript has 10 exons. Lineage: Eukaryota; Metazoa; Arthropoda; Insecta; Lepidoptera; Pieridae.
GACGAGCGUGUGGGAUGAACGCGUUCCAAUUUUAAAUUAGUGCUUGGACCUAUUUUGAAACGUAAGUCAAUUUUCCGCCUCGUUCCAAUUUUAAAUUAGUGCUUGGACCUAUUUUGAAACAUGAAGCAACUGUAUCUUCUAUGCCUUCUUGUAACUUCUGCGGUGAGUUACAAGAUUCUUUGCAUCCACAUGGUGCCAUCGAAGAGUCACUUCCACUUGGUCAAUGGUGUGGUUCAACCGCUGCUCAAAGCUGGACAUAAGAUCGUACUUGCGACACCAUUCCCGGAGGCUGUGAAGAAUCAUAACAAUAUCACUGUAAUAGAUUUGAGCAGUCACAAUGAUUUCUUAAAAAAUAUCGACAUGUCAGAUCCUAAUGUCAAUAUGGGAAAUGUCAUAUCAUUAUCCAGAGAUAUGACACUUGCCACAGUAAGAAAACCGGUGAUACAAGAGAUGCUGGUGAAGGAUCAGUUCGAUGCUGUCGUGACCGAAUGGUUUUUCACUGACAUUGACGCAGGCUAUGCUGCGAUCCUGCAAGUUCCAUGGAUUGUUCUAAGUGGAAAUGUCAUCAAUUAUCAGGUGGAACAACUCGUUCACACUGUUACAUCAGUUCCAAUCAUUCCAAGUAUACACACGGAUUAUCCUAUGCCAAUGUCAUUUUGGCAUCGAUUGCAGAGCACCAUAUCUUAUGCCACGAUGAUGAUAUAUGAGUGGAAGUCAUACCAACUGUUUAAGUCGGAUUACGAAGAGAACUUUGGCCCCCUAGCGGCAGCCAGAGGAAUUCCAUUACCGCCAUUUGAGGAAACUUACAGAAAUGUAUCUAUCCUGCUCUCGGACAGCCAUCCCUCUUUCUCACCAGCUAGAAGCAUACCACCGAAUCUCGUAGAAAUAGCUGGAUAUCACAUUGAUGCUAACAUACCACAAUUGCCUGAGGAUCUGAAACAAUUACUGGAUGCCUCACCCCAAGGUGUCAUCUACUUCAGUAUGGGUUCCGUGCUGAAGGCAUCUGCCUUUAAGGGGAAUACCAAAAAAGAACUCCUUCAGGUCUUCGGAAGUUUGAAACAAACCGUUUUAUGGAAGCUCGACGAGAAAAUUGAUGGUCUGCCAAAGAAUGUUCAUGUGAGACCUUGGAUGCCACAGUCUAGUAUACUUGCUCAUCCAAACGUAAAGAUCUUCAUCACCCACGGUGGAUUAUUGAGCACAAUGGAGUCAUUACACUAUGGCAUCCCAAUAUUAACAAUACCAGUGUUCGCUGACCAACCGCACAACGCUGCAAGAAGUAUCGAAGCGGGACGUGCGUUACGAGUGAAAUAUUCACCUGAAAUGGCGCCGGAUGUAAAAAUUGCGUUGCAAGAAAUGCUUAGGAAUGACAGCUACUACAAGAAAGCCAAGGAAUUGUCGAAAUUGUUCAGAAAUCGUCUAAACAAGCCUUCAGAUUUAAUUACACAUUAUGUAGAAAUGGCAAUCGAAACUAAAGGUGCGCUCCACCUCCGCUCAGUUAUCAAACAAUAUCAGUGGUACGAAUACUUAAUGCUGGACCAAUUGUUGUUUAUAUGUAUUAUAUUGUACAUUAUAUAUAGUAUUAUUAGGAAAAUGUUAAGUGCGUCAAAAAUUAGUAAGAGGAAAAAUGACUAGACUAAGGUUAAUUAUAAUUAAAAAAAAUACCUAGUAUCUAAUAAUUUUAGCCAUUUUUUUAUUACCUUGACUUUAUAUUAACUUUUGAUGCAAAAAAAGAGAAAAGUGGUAGUGUUUAUAUCUUAUGUUUUAACGAAAUAAAUAACUUUAAAAAGUGUUUUUUUAUCCACUACUUAUUAUUUGACUUAAAUUAACCGUUUUGAGUCAAUAAAUAAAUGGUUACUUUAGGCAUACCUCUAGUUAUGAAUGCAAAUACGUAACAUUUUUUUGUAAAGUUUGUCAAGUUAUGGGGUUUAAAAAAUAUGAUAAUUGAAAUUGCUGUUGUUUGCAAUUCGUAUGAUUCUAUACGAAAGAAAAUAAUAUUUAAAUAUUAAAAUAAUUUUGAACUCCUCAAAAUAGCUCAAAGUAUAUUUUACGUAUACUAGAAGUUUCAUAGUGGGGUGGUUACUAGUAAGGAAUAUAAUAUAUAUAUAAAAGUUAAUGUACAUACAAGUUAAUUUUGUCACCAAUGUCGGGAAAUUCCGCCCAUUGUCACCACAUAAUAUGCAAUUUUACAUUAGGAUUAGACAUAAUAAACUUCAUCGUUUAAUAAUGUUUUUUUUAUUCUCAAUGAUAAUCAAAUGAGAUUCCCACCUCUUGUGACACAUGACAUCCAAUCUUUGUACAAUGACGUAAAUAUAAAUGACACUUCGUGUAUCACGAAUAAGACGUCAAUUUUAAUAUUUAAUCUUCAGUGGAACCUUUUUCAGGCGCUCAUUAUUCAACUAAUUAAAACUAUUAUUUUUCUGUGAUUACAAUAAAACUAUCGUAACAUUUGUGAUAAAAUUGAAAUAAAUUCUAGUUUUCAAAACAGCGUGGAAGCGUUGCAUUAUUGUCAGCUAACAUUUUUACACAAGCUUUGACAUAUGUCAAAGGUCACGAUAGUUAAAUGCAUUUGUAUCCGACAAAAUAGUCUCAUGUUACCAGCAUAAAUAUGUAUUUGUAUAUAUUGUAUUAUUAAAAUAUUGUUUUUUUGA